AUGCAGGCUGUGUGGUCUCUCCUGCUUGUGAUCGUCUGCGUUGUCGCGGCAAAAGUGCAGCAAGUCGCUGCCGCAGAAGGACAGGCACAAUGGCAGGACAUCACGCAGGUCGUCGUCUCGAACAUCACAGUCGUUGAAGAACCGAAUGCCAGACAGGAGGAGGAAUACACGCGGCUACAGAAUCGAUUGCAGAGAUCGACUGGGACAUGGAAUGCAAAUCACCCGCGGCACCGGCUGCUCAUGGCGCUGUAUGGGUUCACUCGGUACAAGGAGCGCAACCUGGCGGAGGUGAAGCGCUGGCGGGAUAUGUAUAAACAUGUCCCGAAGAACCAGCAGAAACUCGUUGAACAGACCAUCGGGUACACGCGCAAGCUGAACACGGUCGAGCACCUGUUUGAGGACAAUGACCGGAUCGCGGCGGACGUUGUGCGACACGGACUGGAAUUCUACGAUAUCCCGCGGAAAGAACUGGACGAGUUUAUCAAGGACAUGCAGAAGGAGAAAAAGGGGCCCGACCGCACGAGCGUCGUCCAGGGAAUGAAGCAUUUUGUGCGCGACUGGUCGGAGGAAGGACUGUUCGAGCGUGGAGACGCAUUCAAGUGCAUCCUCGACAAUCUCGCGAAGAUGGACCGUUCAGAGGACAAGCCAAUCCGGGUAUUGGCACCAGGCGCAGGAGCAGGACGAUUGGGAUACGAGAUCGAUGCUCUAGACGGCUUCGAGGUGACAAUCAACGAAUGGUCGAUGUAUAUGAACCUCGUCCAUCGAUACGCAGUCCAAGUCGCCUCGCCAAACAGUCUUGCCUAUUAUCCAUACAUUGACUGGUGGUCGCAUCAGGCUACGACAUCCGACAUGCAGCGCGCCGUGCGGUUUCCCGACUGGAUUCCGUCUACUUCAAGGGUCGUCAUGGUCGAGGGCGACUUCACCACGCUCUUCUCAGACUCGGAGGCAGGUUCCUACGAUGUCAUUGUAUCGUUAUUCUUUAUAGACACCGCGCGGAACCUGAUGGCCUACCUGGAGAACAUCCACCGGCUGUUGAAGCGCGGCGGGACGUGGAUUAAUCUCGGACCAUUGCUAUACGGAACCGGGCCAUGGCUGCAGCUGUCAUUGGACGAGAUAAUCAAAGUCAGCGAGGCAUUGGGCUUUGAAUUUGACGUAGACGAGUCGGAGCCAGAUGUAUGCGGGACGCCAACAGCAGGAGAAGGGCUGGAUGGGAAGGCCAGGAGUCUGUACGUGCCCUAUGCCCAGAACCCAAAGGGGCUGAGUCGGAAUGCAUACGAUGCCCAAUUCUGGCGAGCGACGAAGAGAUAG
Aspergillus puulaauensis is the source of this 1308-nucleotide messenger RNA. RefSeq lists its product as uncharacterized. Lineage: Eukaryota; Fungi; Ascomycota; Eurotiomycetes; Eurotiales; Aspergillaceae. The coding region runs from base 1 to 1308 and encodes 435 amino acids. The record is from RefSeq and is a predicted model, not a curated record. Gene Ontology annotation, molecular function: S-adenosylmethionine-dependent methyltransferase activity. The transcript has 2 exons.